UCAAAGGCUCAAGAAAGGAAUCGUAAAGGAUAGUCUUGAAAACUUAAUUAAUUAAUAAUAAACCUUAGAGGCGCAUAGAAUAGCCCCAACAUCUAAAGCUUCUAUUCCAAUACAAGCAUACCAACCUGCAAGACAAAGCAAAAGAGAUCGUACAAGGCUUGGGCCUCUGGAUUUUGCCUUCCCCACAUGGAAAAUAAUAAUAAUAAUGAAAAAAAAUUGAAAAAAAGCGAAAACGAAAAGAAGAAAGCAAAACGAAGACUGUUGAGUCGUUAAUUAGUUGUAUAAAAGUGAUUGAUUAGGUUGUUUGGGUUUAACCCAGACAACGGGGACAAAAAAAAAAGAGAGAAAAGAAAAGGGGGCUUUUUUAGAAGGACCCAAAAGCGGUUUUCGUAGACUUCACUCUCAAACUUGAGUUCGGCGCCCGUAUAAAAUGAGGAAGUUCUCGGCCUGUUGUUUCACAGCCCAAUUCUCCAAGAUCCGACAUUCAAAGCCAAAACAUUCCCUGACAUCCGGAGAAAGUGAAGAAACCAUGGAGAAGCUACCGAAACACGAUGGUGCUGACAAAUCACAGAAUGUUGAGCAAAACAUGAUCAGUUCCUUUAGCAGCCGUGCUACAAAUAUCAUAGAGAACCAUGACUUCUCUCAAGGGCUGCAUUCUUGGCACGCCAACUGCUGCAGUGCCUUUGUCGUUCCUUGUGAUGCAAGUCAUUAUAAAGAAGCAGCAUCGAAACAAGCCGGAGGCUAUGCUGUUGUCACAAAUCGUAAGGAAUGCUGGCAAGGAUUGGAGCAAGAUAUCACUCACAGAGUUUCCCCCGGUUCCAUGUAUUCGGUUUCUUCUUGCGUUGGAGUCUCGGGGCCGCUUCAGGGAUCUGCUGAUAUCCUGGCCACUCUAAAACUGGAAUACCGAGAUUCGGCAACUAGCUAUCUUUUUGUUGGAAGAACUUCUACAUCAAAAGAGACUUGGGAAAACUUGGAAGGAACAUUCUCAUUGUCAACAAUGCCUCAACGGGCAAUAUUUUAUUUGGAAGGGCCUUCAUCAGGAGUUGACCUACUCAUAAAAUCAGUUGUGAUAACAUGUACUAGUCCGAAAGGAGCCGAGGGUGAGAGUGCAGCAUGUAUUACUGCUGGAGACGACAAUAUCAUCCAGAAUCCUAGAUUUGAGGAUGGCUUGAACAAUUGGUCUGGGAGAGGCUGCAAGAUUGCCCUACACGACUCUAUGGGAGACGGGAAAAUUGUCCCACAAUCUGGAAAGUUUUUUGCUUCUGCUACAGAGCGCACGCAGAACUGGAAUGGAAUUCAGCGGGAGAUCACUGGAAGAGUGCAGCGAAAACUUGCUUAUGAGGUCAUUGCUGUUGUUCGCAUAUUCAGUAACAAUGUCACUACUUCGGAUGUGCGUGCUACUCUAUGGGUCCAGACACCAAAUCAACGUGAACAGUACAUUGGCAUUGCCAAUGUGCAGGCAACAGACAAGGAUUGGACACAGCUGCAAGGAAAGUUCCUUCUAAAUGGUUCCCCAUCUAGAGUUGUCGUUUAUCUCGAAGGCCCUCCAUCAGGAAGUGAUAUUCUGAUCAACAGUUUGAUUGUUAAGCACGCAGAGAAAAUCCCUCCUUCACCUGCACCAGUAAUUGAGAAUCCUGCCUUUGGAGUUAAUAUAAUUGAGAACAGCAAUCUAAGUAACGGCACCAAUGGGUGGUUUGUCCUUGGUAAUUGCACAUUGAGUGUUGGGACUGGUUCACCACAUAUACUUCCUCCCGUGGCUAGAGACUCCCUUGGGCCUCAUGAGCCUCUAAGCGGGCGUUUCACCCUCGUGAAAAACCGCACUCAAACCUGGAUGGGUCCUGCCCAGAUGAUCACUGACAAAAUCAAACUCUUCUUGACAUACCAAGUGUCUGCUUGGGUUCGGAUUGGUUCUGGUGCAACUGGUCCGCAAAACGUGAAUGUUGCACUUAGUGUGGACAAUCAAUGGGUCAAUGGUGGACAAGUCGAGAUCAGCGAUGAUAGAUGGCAUGAAAUUGGUGGGUCCUUUAGAAUUGAGAAGCAGCCGUCAAAGGUCAUGGUUUAUGUCCAAGGUCCUGCUGCUGGUGUUGACUUAAUGCUCGCUGGACUUCAAAUUUUCCCCGUUGACAGAGAAGCAAGAUUUAGGUAUUUGAAGAGGCAAACUGAUAAGAUUCGUAAGCGCGAUGUCACCCUCAAAUUCUCCGGGGCGGACUCGAGCAAUUUGCAUGGCGCAUUCGUGAAGGUCAAACAAGCGAAAAACAGUUUCCCUUUCGGAACAUGCAUAAGUAGGACAAACAUCGACAAUGAGGACUUUGUUGACUUCUUUUCGAAGAACUUCAAUUGGGCUGUGUUUGGAAACGAACUGAAGUGGUACUGGACAGAGCCGCAACAAGGGAACCUCAACUACAGGGACGCCGACGAGAUGUUGGACUUGUGUCAAAAACACAACAUAGAAACCAGAGGCCACUGCAUCUUCUGGGAAGUGGAAGACACAGUCCAGCAAUGGAUUCGUUCUUUGAACAAAAACGACUUAGCAACAGCGGUUCAAAACCGCCUCACAAGUCUUCUCAAACGCUACACGGGAAAGUUCAAACACUAUGAUGUCAACAAUGAGAUGCUUCAUGGCUCAUUUUAUCAAGACAGAUUGGGAAAAGACAUCAGAGCCAACAUGUUCAAACUUGCAAACCAACUAGACUCCUCUCCUCUCUUAUUCGUGAACGACUAUCACGUCGAAGAUGGCUGCGACACUCGAUCAUGUCCGGAGAAGUACAUUCAGCAGAUUCUUGAUCUGCAAGAGCAAGGUGCGCCUGUGGGAGGGAUAGGAGUUCAAGGACACAUAGAUAAUCCAGUUGGGCCAAUUGUGUGUUCUGCUCUUGACAAGCUUGGAAUCCUUGGACUUCCAAUAUGGUUUACUGAGCUUGACGUGUCUUCCAUUAAUGAACAUGUUAGAGCUGAUGAUCUCGAGGUCAUGCUUCGCGAGGCUUUCGCUCACCCCGCGGUGGAUGGCGUGAUGUUGUGGGGAUUCUGGGAAUUGUUCAUGAGUAGGGAAAAUUCUCACUUGGUGGAUGCUGAAGGUGAGGUGAAUGAAGCAGGGAAAAGGUACCUUGAGCUCAAGAAAGAGUGGCUUUCUCAUGCUCGUGGGCAUGUUAGUGAGGAUGGUGAGUUCAAUUUUAGGGGCUUCUACGGGACUUAUGCUGUGGAAAUUGUUACUCCCACUCACACCAAGAAGGUUGUGAAGACGUUUGUUGUUGACAAGGGUGACUCGCCUCUGGUUGUGUCCAUUGAUUUAUAAAGUCUCUGCUGCUCAAUAUAGUAAAGAAAAAUACGUCCUAACCCCCUUAAUACCACUAGUGCCUUAUAAACAUUAUUCUUCUAUGAUAAAAGGUGAAAUUAUUGUUUUAUGGCUUGCAUUAGUGAAAAAU
Messenger RNA from Morus notabilis, 3419 nucleotides. RefSeq names its product endo-1,4-beta-xylanase A. The record is from RefSeq and is a predicted model, not a curated record. Gene Ontology annotation, molecular function: hydrolase activity, hydrolyzing O-glycosyl compounds. Lineage: Eukaryota; Viridiplantae; Streptophyta; Magnoliopsida; Rosales; Moraceae. Bases 431 to 3289 code for a protein of 952 amino acids. Gene Ontology annotation, biological process: carbohydrate metabolic process. The transcript has 9 exons.